AUGUGCGGCUCUCUUCCAUUGGUACACCGUGACGAUGAUAUUGAACGCGCUGAGCCCUUUCCAGACUAUAUUUGUAGCGAUGGGCCAGAAGAAGGAUGUGGAGGCGAAAACAACGACAAUGAGGGGAUCUGGAGAAAUGUCCAGAACCUUAGACCACUGUUCGCCCGCGAUAACCGAGUGGUCCCGCUGAACCGUCCGAUCCCUUACCGCGAUGUCGAGUGGUCAAGCACACCCGUGGCCAGCAUCGUUCCAUACCGAUAUCACGAUCCAACCCCUCCGAUCAUGACCAAAGGUUGUUAUACAUGCCGUCGCCGUCGCAUUAUAUGCGAUAAUGGCCAGCCUACCUGUCGGAAAUGCCGAGACGCGGGGAAAGAAUGUCUGGGUUACCAAAAGCCUUUGGUGUGGGUCAAGGGUGGUGUGGCUAGUCGGGGCAAAAUGAUGGGUCGGAGCUUUGAAGAUGUGAAGACGCCAACAGGGGCUUCCAAAAGUCGGCAUAUACCAGUUGCAAAUGAAUUGAACGCCAACUUGGGAUUAUGUCCUACCGAACCAUUCGAUACAGAAUCGUCACCAAGCUCGGCGGCCCAGGCCAGCCCUGAAACAGAUUGGAUUCAAGAGGUAUUAGAUGCAGGGAAUUUCGAUGCUAUUUUUGGACUUCCUGAAGUGGGCUCCUUGGAGUUGAAUCCGCCAGAAGAACCUGAAUCUGCGGUGGUGCAUGUUUCGCAGAACACAUCUAUCGAAUAUAUCCCAGCACCAUGGGGGAUGGUUGAUCCUUUAUUAAAGGAUUUCAACCCGACGUCAAGAAUGUAUCUUAAGCAUUAUUAUGAAUACAUGACGAAUGACUUUUUAGUCUAUCCACAGCUUAAGAACCCCUGGCGGGAUAUGCUCGCAUUAGUAGGACACUCGCCCCUUAUGGCAAAUGUCUUGUCUGCGAUGGGAGCCCUACAUUACUCGCUUGUUUCCAACUCAGACUCAUCGAUGAUGCCUUGGUCAUCUCAAAAUCCCCUGGCCACCAACUCUCUCCUAUCAUCAGAAGAUAUCGAGAACAUGAUAAUCCCAACAAGCUCUCGACAAACAACUUCAAAGGCAUACCACCAUUUCCUGGAAUUUAAGCAACGCACGCUUAAACAGUUGACCAGAGACCUUUCGAAUCCAGCCAGGCAAAAUGCUGAUAUUACUCUAGCGGCUGUCGUCGUCCUUGCUCUUCUGGAUCUAUUCGAGUCUGGUAGCGGAGCAUGGAGCUAUCAUAUUGAAGGAGCAAAGAAAAUCAUGAGGAGCAGACCCGAGAGCCAGUUUGGUCAAGGCAUUCUCCAAGGACUCGAAACAGUCGCCAUAGAUGGGUGCUUAAUCAUGGAGAUAAUGGGAUCCACACUCGCAAGACCCGGCGCUCUUUCCAAACCGUUCUACUCUCAAACCAUGGGCCCGGAAAUGCUCAAGCGUCUUGAGGAAACAUCCUGGGUGGGUUGCCCCGCCUACCUCCUCGAAGUAAUCUUCUUCGUCCACACCCUCUGGUACCAAGAUUCCGAGCUAGCACCCGCACCCCCUCAACCCUCCACCUUCGGAAUUGGACUCUCCAUGCAAGAAGGCCAGCCGCUCUCCCGUGAAUCCUUCGCCCAGCUCCUCCAAGGCAUCCGCACCUUCGACCCAGUCUCCUGGGCCCAAGAAAUGCAAACCUACUUCUACCUCGACGACAUCUCGCCCCGUAUCGCCCUCGCAAGCGCCUACCAAGCCGCCGUCUACCUGUACACGAGCCGCGUCCUCUCAAAGACAAGAGAAGGCUACACAGCCCCCUGGCCCGAAACUAAUCUCCCAUCCGACCACUCCCAAAUCGCACACGACCUCAUCACCCGCAUCUGCUCCGUCCCAACCUCUGAUCCCCACUUCAAAUGCCUCAUCUGGCCUUCCUUCAUCGCAGGCGCAGAAUGCCGCCGAUUGUCGCAGCGCUCGCUUGUGCUGGACAAACUUGGUGCUCUCUACCAGGCUGUUACGAGUGUUAAUGUCCGUAAUGCGGCUUGGGUGCUUAGGCUUAUGUGGCAAAAACAGGAUCUCAAGCGCCGGGAGCGGGAACAUGUUCCUUUUGGUCUUGUUGAUGGAUUUUUGCCGAAGGACGCUUUCCAGGAUAAUGAAGAUGAAACGUUUGACUCUUCGUUCGAUUGGGUGGAUGAGCUGGAUGCAUCUCGGCUUGACUGGUUGUUUAUUUAG
Molecule: messenger RNA, 2199 nt
Organism: Penicillium longicatenatum
Lineage: Eukaryota; Fungi; Ascomycota; Eurotiomycetes; Eurotiales; Aspergillaceae
Product: Zn(II)2Cys6 transcription factor
Exons: 4
Coding region: 1-2199 (732 amino acids)
Biological process (GO): regulation of DNA-templated transcription
Molecular function (GO): DNA-binding transcription factor activity, RNA polymerase II-specific; zinc ion binding
Source: RefSeq, a predicted model, not a curated record